AUGACACUGAUUGUUAUGGACGAUGAGCGAGCUCGGGACAUGUGUCCCAUCUGUAAAACAGAUCGGUAUUUGUCUCCGAAUAUGACAUUUCUAAUCAAUCCAGAAUGCUACCAUAAGAUAUGCGAGUCUUGCGUGGACCGGAUCUUUUCUCUUGGCCCGGCGCCUUGUCCAUAUCCAAAAUGCAAUAAGACCCUUCGAAAAAACCGUUUUAAAAAGCAAGUGUUUGAGGACAUUAAGAUCGAGCGAGAAAUUGAUAUCCGUAAACGGAUACAGAGCAUUUACAACAAGACACAGGAAGACUUUCCAUCCCUACAGGAGUAUAAUCAAUAUCUCGAGGAGGUGGAGAACAUCAUUUUCAAUUUAACGGAAAAUAUCGAUGCUGAAGAGACGGAGAAGAAGGUAGCGCAAUACGAAGCAGACCACAAGAUAGAAAUUUUAGAAAUUGCCAUGCGUGAACUGCAAAAAGACGCGGACUCAGCCAAAUACCAAGAGGCUACUGAGAGGUUACGCCAGGAAAAAUUAAAGAUCCAGCGGCAAAUGGAAGUCGAAGAUCUCGAGUUCCAGCAGCAGCAAAAGGCGGAGUUGAUGGAAAAACUUUCGGCAUCAGAUGCGAACGCAGAGGAAAUAAUGCAGCAGCAAAAGAGCAAGCAAUUGAAACGGUCGCUGUUAAGAAAGCGUCAAUUACAACAAAUUCUGAACCAAUUGGACAAACAGUUUCUCUCAGCGAGUCAUACACCAGAGAAAGCUGUACCGCGGACACCAUUUACACCUUUUUGUGGGGACAGAGACCUUCAUCGGCUUUACGAUUUGGGCACAGACAUCGCGGAUGCGUAUUAUGACCCAUAUGUUCACAAAUUGGCACAAAACAAAGAAUUUUUGGGCGGUGGUUGGAGACUAGAAAGCGUUUUUGAGCGUGCUUUAGACGAAGCAUUCAUGGGGCUUCGAUGUUUCAUUUCAGAGGAAAAAGCAGCUUAA
Messenger RNA from Clavispora lusitaniae ATCC 42720, 975 nucleotides. RefSeq names its product TFIIH/NER complex subunit (gene TFB3). The record is from RefSeq and is a predicted model, not a curated record. Gene Ontology annotation, biological process: nucleotide-excision repair; regulation of transcription by RNA polymerase II; positive regulation of cyclin-dependent protein serine/threonine kinase activity. Gene Ontology annotation, molecular function: cyclin-dependent protein serine/threonine kinase activator activity. Gene Ontology annotation, cellular component: transcription factor TFIIH holo complex. Lineage: Eukaryota; Fungi; Ascomycota; Pichiomycetes; Serinales; Metschnikowiaceae.